This is a messenger RNA of Oryctolagus cuniculus (rabbit), 1305 nucleotides long. NCBI's taxonomy places the organism in Eukaryota, Metazoa, Chordata, Mammalia, Lagomorpha, Leporidae. The record is from RefSeq and is a predicted model, not a curated record.
CCGCCCUGUCCGCCCUGGGGAGGGGCCAGAGGGCGUGGCCGGAAGUGGCCACCCCCACUUCCGCCUAAAAGGCCGUUGGGGGGUGCUGCCCUGAGAGGUGCGGCCUCUAUCUGAGGCAUCUUCACAGGUCUCUUCAGUUUGCAGAAUCCGCGCAGGUGGGACCAAGAGGUCCACACUCGGUUCCCGGGGCUGCCUGUCAGGUGCCUGCCCUGCCCGCUCUGCUGCCAGCCCUCUGCCGCCUGCAGUGGUCAUGCCUCGGGGACAGAAGAGCAAGCUCCGAGCUCGCAAGAAGCGCCAGCAGACCCGCAGUGUGGCCCAGGGUGCCAAGGCUGCCCAUGCCGUUGGGGAAGAGGAAGAAGAGUCUCCCUCCUCCUCUCCCGUUCGUGAGGGAACUCCCCCAAGCUCCCCUAGAUCCUGCGCUGCCCAGGGGGGUCUGAGAGGCCGAGCGUCUAGCUCUCCUGAGGCAGGGAGUUCUGAUGCCAGUUCGGAUGUAGAUGAGGGCUAUAGGGCAGGCUCUUCCCAGGUCUCCCUCAGAGAUCCUCUGAACAGGAAGGCGAGUAUGCUGGUGCAGUUCAUCAUGGAGAAGUAUAAAAAGCGAGAGCCCAUCGUGCAGGCAGACAUGCUGAAGGUAGUCAAGAGAAAGUAUAAGAAGCAUUUCCCCGAGAUCCUCAGGAGAACCUCUGAGCGUGUUGAGCUGAUCUUUGGCCUCGAGUUGGAGGAAGUCGACCCCAUUAGUCGCUCCUAUGUCCUUAUCAACAAGCUCAGCCUCUCCAGUGAGGAUGAGGUCAGUGGGGAAAGGGUGCUGCCCAAGACAGGGCUGGUGAUGACACUCUUGGCUGUGAUCUUUAUGAAGGGCAACCGUGCCACUGAGGCGGAGAUGUGGGAGUUCCUGAAUGCUCUGGGGAUCUAUGCUGGGAGGAGGCACUCAAUCUUUGGGGAGCCCCGGAAGCUCAUCACCGAAGAUCUGGUGCAGGAAAAUUACCUGGAGUACCGUCAGGUGCGCUUUAGGAGUCCUCCAGUCUAUGAAUUCGUGUGGGGUCCCAGAGCACAUGCUGAAACUACCAAGAUGAAAGUCCUGGAAGUUUUGGCCAAGAUCAAUGACACUGUCCCUCGCUGCUACCCUGAUCUCUAUGAGGAGGCUUUAAGAGAUGAGCAAGAGAGAGCAGAACUGCAAGCUGUAGCCAGGGCCUCCACGGUUGCCAGGUCCAGGGUGGGUUCUAGGGCCAAGUCCCGCAGGUCCUCCCACACCUAAUGAGGUCUGAGCAGCAUUUUUCACUUAGUGGGAAGAGGGUAGUCAAAGCUCUA